AUGAAUUACACCUUGUGGAUUUUGGCCAGUUUACUAUGGCAACUCGCAGCAGCAAACACAGAAACGGUGUCGUUUUAUGCGUCGUUGUCUGAAUUGGCGCCCGAUCUGGCGCUUACGCCUCGUCGCGUGGUCCACACGGGCAAAAACAGACUGUCCGUCUCGUUCGACCCAAUCACACAUCUGGCUCCCGGAGAAAACACCCAACACACAGAAAUCUGGCUCGACACGUCCCAAUUGGCUCCUGUCCAGCACUUUGCACGCGUCUGCUGGCCAGCAACCGCGCCGGUCAACGUUGCACUGCGCUCCGAAGACGGCCACGUGCUCCUAACCAUCGACCCAGACUACUACAGCACCAACACGGCGGGCGCGAAACGGCACCUGACCAACGUGCCGCUGGACGUGCACAUUGGACAGCAAACGCCCGUGCCCCGCGACCUGUGGCCCGUUGUUGUUUAUGUCGGUGCAGUCUCGGUGGUUUCGAUCGCCGCCGCUUAUUUUGCUUACGUCAGCGGCCUCCUGUUUGGGAAAAUGUGUUGA
Ogataea philodendri is the source of this 537-nucleotide messenger RNA. RefSeq lists its product as uncharacterized. The record is from RefSeq and is a predicted model, not a curated record. Lineage: Eukaryota; Fungi; Ascomycota; Pichiomycetes; Pichiales; Pichiaceae. Bases 1 to 537 code for a protein of 178 amino acids. The transcript has a single exon.